Amphibalanus amphitrite is the source of this 2943-nucleotide messenger RNA. Its product is annotated as WAS/WASL-interacting protein family member 3-like. The record is from RefSeq and is a predicted model, not a curated record. Lineage: Eukaryota; Metazoa; Arthropoda; Thecostraca; Balanomorpha; Balanidae. The transcript has 5 exons. Bases 1218 to 2177 code for a protein of 319 amino acids.
GUAAACUUAUACUUAUACUUACUUACUUACUUAUACUUAUAAAAUGCGGAAUUUAGGAAGGCCUUUUGGCCUCUUGGAUCCGGACGUGACGAGCUUUGUGUCAGUGUGUCACUGCAUCAGUCGUUGGAAUGUAUGGUGUACUUGGCGUGAGCCCAGUGUUCGUCAAGCCUGGCCUUGAAGCUAUUGACUGAGGGCGCAUCGACGACAGCGGAUGGCAGAGAGUUCCAGUCGUUCAGGACUCGUAUGCUGAAGGCGUUCCGCCGCACUCUGGAGACAGCCCUUGGCUUGGACAGCUUCCACUCAUGCCCUCGAGUUCUGGUCGUCGUCGCCGCAGUGAAGAACUGAGAUGGGUCAACAUCCACUCCCCGUCGAAGCACCUGGUAAACCGAGAUCAUGUCGCCUCGUCGGCGCCGAUAGUAGAGCGAUGGCAAAUUCAGGCUCCGGAGUCUCUCCUUGUAUGGCAGGUGGCGGAUGCUGGCAACCAGUCUCGUGGCCCGUCGCUGUACCCGUUCAAUGCGUUUCUGGUCUUCUCGGUUGAAGGGUCCCCAGACCGCGUUGGCGUAUUCGAGAUGGGGGCGAACCAUGGUCCGGAAGAGUGUUGGAAGCGUAGUCUCAUCAAUUACUCCGAAAGAUCGACGAAUGACUGUCAGAAUGUGUGACGCUUUGGCCACGACUGCGGCAGCCUGUUCCCGGAACUUGAGCUGGUGGUCUAUCUUGACCCCCAGGUCCUUUUCCACCAACGUCUGCUCUAACAUAGUGUCUCCCAUACGGUACAGGUGAUUGGCGUUUCGAGGACCUAGGUGAAGAGACUUGCACUUCGACUGAUUAAAAGGAAGUUGCCAUUUCUCAGACCAUCCGAGCAGGGCAUCGAGGUCUCGUUGCAAAGCCUCCGACUCUGAAGCCUGGCCGACACUUCUGUACAGCUUCGUGUCGUCUGCGAAUAACUUUAGCCCUGACGAGACACAAGCGGGCAGGUCAUUGACAAAGACCAGGAACAGCAACGGGCCCAGGACCGUUCCCUGUGGUACGCCACUGGUGACAGGAACCCAGUCUGACUUUGCCCCAUUUAUCGACACACGCUGCUGUCGGUCAGUCAAGAAGGCCCUUAUCCAUUCGAGCAGCCGACCCCUAAUGCCGCAGGAUUGGAGCUUCAAUAACAGGCGCUGCGUCAUUUCAUCUGAUUUAGGACGUCCUUUUUGGAUUAGAAGCAGAGCACCAUGGCCACGAGACGGCGGACGUCGCAGCGGCGUCGGGCGUCGACGAGCGUCAUUGACCUCACAUGUGACCUGGACUCUGACUCGGAUGGAGAGGUGCUCAUCGUGGGCGAGGCAGCGCCGCCGAUCGUGGCGCCAUUGCAGCGGCCAGAGAUGGACAUUGUUGGCAUGGUGAUGGACCCGGUGCCGCGGGAGCGUCCCCCGACACCGCCGCCGGCGCUGGCGCCAUCACCGCCGCCCGUGCCGGUGGCCGCCACCGACUACCCGCGCAACAACACCGAGACGUGGCUGGAAACGGAGCUCUCCGACCUCACCAUCGACAUCCGUGUCAUGCAGAGCCACGUGCGGGAGGUGAACGCGCGCGCGCCGCGGCCCAACGUGGAGCGCCGCCUGCGCGAGCUGCGCGAGACGCACGGCAUGCUGUCGGCGGUGGUGGCGCAGCUGGCGGCCGGCCGCCGGCUGCGGUUUGAGGGCCUGGCGCGGCCGCUCAGCGCCGAACUGGACGAGCUGGAGCGGCUGCUGGCGCAGCGGCGCGCCGCGGCGGCCGACGCCAUCGGCACCGCCUGGCAGCAGCGCGACACGGCCGGCCCUGUGCGCACGCGGCGCUCCGUGUACCUGGACGACUCGCCGCCGCCGCCGCCGCCGCCGCCGCCUGCGCGGCCGCCGCCCCGGCCGCUGCCGCCGACUCUGGCCGAGAUGGUGCCCGACUCCCCCCCGCGCAGCGAGCCGGCGGCCAGCAGUCGGUCGUCCUCGCCGGCCGGAGCGUCCGGCGGCCUGCAGUGCCCUGUCUGCUGGGAGUCGGUGGUCGCUCUGAAGGAGCAGCAGUGCGGAUUUCUGGUGACCCGGUGCGGACACUGGUUCUGCGAGCCGUGCCUCAGGAGCGCCGUCCGCGUGCGCCGCGAGUGUCCCAUCUGCCGCGCCAAGCUGGGCAGCCGGCCGCCGUACCGGCCGCUCUACCUAUGAACGCCGGCCUCGCUGGGCUGACUACGACUAGUCAGUGGAUGGCCACACCGUUCAGUGGACACAGUGUGCGCAGACGGCGGCGCGCCCGAGCGGGGCUUCGCGCCAUCCUGUCAUAUUCAAAGAAGUCAUGGGAACGGAUUCACACGCGCUGGGUGUUUUUCUAUCGCCCGAGUACUGCUCGCACAUCAGUGGCGCCCGCUGCCGGGUGCGCCGUGGCCAUGAUUCGCAGUUCACUCAUGCUUUACUAAUACCGCUCCGAAUUUUCCAGCAACCUGCGGAUGCUGCGCAGCCGUGUAUGAUCAUAGUAUAUGAGCGGGGCUGCUUAGUGUAUUGUCAUAUCCUAGAACAUGAUGAAGUGUCUUUCCCUUGUAUUAGUUUCACAGUCAUGAAUUACACCAUAGUCGUUGCACUGAUUUUGGGGCGUACUUUUCAAUUAGUGUCCCGUAUAAAAUUUGUAUUAAAUCGUUUGUUCCUCUAGAUCUGUUUGGCGAUGCCUCUUUAUUGUGCUAUUGCUAGAUUUCUUCCAAGCGUUUGCAUUUCUUUUGGUGAAGAACAUGUAGUUUAAUAGUUUUGCGUUAUUAAAUAUGACAAUAUCGACUCAUCUAAUUAUUUUGCCCUUUAUCGCUGUAUAUUGUGUUAGUAGUGCCGCUUUAUUCAUUAUGAUUCUUUUGAAAAGGGUAUGUCCUGUAUAUUGUUGCAAAUUGUACGUUGAACAGGUUUGUGGACAUUCCUGUGAAAGCUAAUACAAUUCAAAGUUUACGUUUUA